Messenger RNA from Helicoverpa zea (corn earworm), 3904 nucleotides. RefSeq lists its product as uncharacterized. The record is from RefSeq and is a predicted model, not a curated record. The transcript is spliced from 7 exons. Bases 145 to 2988 code for a protein of 947 amino acids. Lineage: Eukaryota; Metazoa; Arthropoda; Insecta; Lepidoptera; Noctuidae.
UUUUUUUUUUUAAUACCAUAGACAGUUUGAGACUGCUGCUGGCUGUCUGCAGAAAACGAAAAAGGCUGAAAAAAUAUUUUAGUUUUAUUAUUCAGGAAGCGUGCCAUAAUGUUAUGUUAAAGAUUAAGACUAUCAGAACUGGAAAUGGCUUUCGUGGAGAAUAUUCCACCGCUUCACGCGGACUCUGAGAUGGAAGAAGGCGAAAUCGUGGAUGAUUUAUCAGAUAUUUCAUCAGAGGAAGAGUUUCUGUUGCGUCAGAGACUGCAAGUACUAGAAAAUUACAACAAUGUCCUUGAACGUAAGAAAGCUAAACGAUCUUCCAUAGGGCCAGGUAACAAACAUAGAAAGGAUGAUGCAUUAUUAGACUUAUCAGAAAUAUCAGCGACUGAACUAGAAGACUAUUAUUCUCAUGCACCACAAAAACCUAAAGUUCAAAAACGUCAAAAGAUACAUCAUAGACAAAAAAGAAAAAAAGUUGAGCCAAUUUUAACUUCCAUAAAGACUAGAGAAUACAAGAGAAAAAAUCAUUACACCAAAAAGAAAUUAGAAGUAAAAAUUAUUAGUGAAUCAAGUGAGGAAUCUGAAGAUGAAUACAGAAAUAGACGAAGAAAGUUGGCUAAUGCCGUAGUAGUAAACAAAAAUCCAAGCAAAAAUGACAAAACAUCAUUGAGUGAAAGACUUCAAAAAAUGCUUAGUGGUGUCAAUCCAGAACCAAUGAAGGUCAUCCCAGCAGAAAAAACGGUAAAUAACAAAAAUGGCACCAUUUUAGAACAAACCGAAUUAUCACCCAUCUCCACACUAGAUGCUGAAGAGCAAAACCAAGAAAAAACAAGUUCAUGUGAAUUAAUAGACCUAUGUACUGAUGAAGAUAGCAAAACUAUGACAACAAUUUUACCACAGGAUACUGUAGAUUCGGUUAAUAAAGACAUUAAAAACAAUGAGGAUGCAAAGAAAGAAUCUGAUAGGGAAAACAUUUCAGAAAAAGAUUCUGAUGAAGAUCUAGAAAUGCUUCGGCAACAUGCACUCAAAACUAAAACUGCCAAAGCAAAUUCAGUUCCAAAUGAAGUACAACCUGAAAACAAAAUGUCUGAGGAUGAAGAUAGUGAUACUGCAGAACUGAGAUUGAUCUGUCUUAAAUCUGCACUACUUAAGAAAGCUAUUGAAAGGAAACAAAAGCAAAAAUUGAAAAAGAAGUUAUCCCAAUCCCAAUCAACCAACUUUCCAGAUGACUUACUUAAUUCAAAUAACAAUACAGAUAUAGAAUCUGUAGAUAUGGAUAUUGGGUCAGAUGCUGAUGACAAACCCAAAGAAGAUAAUGAUGGAAGUGCCAAAAUUAAUGUUAUAGAAGAAAAUAGCACGCCAGAGGCAACAAAAGCUUUAGAAAAAGACAUUCCUAAACAAAAGGUUCCUGAUGCAGAUGAACUUGAAGAUGAUGAAGACUUGUUGCGUGCUAAACUGCUGACUUCCCUUAGCAAAAAUCUACCUAAUCUGGUAAAUCCUAAUAUAAUUGAUGCUUUAGAGAGCAUUCAAGAACCAAGACCUAUUUCACCUAAGCCACCCCAAAUAAAACCUGUUGUACCUGCUGUUGUAGUACCUGAAGAAAAGAGAUUUAUUAUUACUGUUGGUGAGUCUGAUUCAGAGGGUGAACAUGAAGCUACUAAGAAUUUAACUAAAAUGCAUAUGAAACUAUCAGAGCAGAUAGACUUCCAGCAGAGACUAGAUGUAUUUUUGAAAAGUACUAGAAUGGAAGUCGAGAAGACUAGGUUGCCAGACGUCGUUCAGCAACCAGCUCCCGUGAAGAAAAAUGAGAAGUUUGUUGCUAAGGCUGUUAAACAUUUGCCAAAGUCGGAGCAAAUUGAGUACAAAAAUCUCGUGAAAAGAAUGGCAGAGUUAGAAAAGAUAAAACAAGCUAGGCAGACAACAAUCAAUCUAAGCAAUAAAGUUUCUGUACCAAACAAAGAUACGUUAAAACCACGAAAUACAGCUAUUGAUGCAACAAAGCUGUCUGCUAUAAAUAACUUGGAAGAAAAGAUACAAAAUUCAAGAAAACACAUAGCGGAGGAAUCUGCCAAGAUGUUAAAGUUAAAAGAGGAAGGUGUAAAAUUAUCCCAAAGAUAUAAAAUAGUAGCUACAGAACUUCGUAAUAUCAAGACUGCCAUUACAUUGAACAAGAGACAAACAAGAUCUGUGCAAAAUUGUUUAACCAAAAUACGAUUGCACCAUCAAAUGUUAUUGAAAAGCUCAAUGUCUUCCGCACAUUCCAAAAUCAACGGCAAUUUGCCUCCACUAAAUAGGAUAAAUACGAAAUUGCAAAAAGAGAAUAAUCCUAUGAAAGAAGAUCAGAAAACAACUAUAGUCAACAAAAAUAUUAAAAUUAUUUCAAAAGAAAACAAUUUAGGUAAAGAGGAACCUAAAAACGUGGUACAUAAACCUGUUAAAGAUAGUAAUCCAAGUACAGAAGAAAUUAAGAAUUCUUUAGUAAAUAAACCUACAAUAGAGACCAAUCCUCUAAGAGAAGAAAUUGGGGAUCCUGUAGUACAUAAACCAAUUAAAGAUCCCAGUCUGGUGAAAGAACCUGCUAAUCCAGCAAGGAUAGUAAAGGUAGUUAAACCACCAGUCGUAAUGCAACAGUCUAAACUAUCUGUGCAGCUUGAUGUUACUAGUAAUAAAAAAGUUAUUACAGUGACGGACUGUAAAACUGAUGUGCAUAGUACCACGUUGUUUGUGGAUAACAAAAAUAUCAAUGAGGAUUUAAUCGAAAACCAGAGGCUAUCAAGUCAUCCACUCGUGGAAAAAGGUGGAGGGAAUAAAGAAAUAACAACUGAUUUUAGAAGACUUGAGAAUGAUGAUUACAGAUCACCUUUAGACGCUUUUGGGAGUUCAACUUGGGAGGGCGACCCGAACGCGAUCCUCUGCCCCUUCGAAGUCGGCGGCGACUGCAAGGACGCCGACUGCAUUUACCUCCACACCCCAUCCCGGUCUACCUGACACCCCACCUCACUUGCACAGUUCCGCCUAGACACAGUUACACUAAAAUGAGCUAUCCUAUCCCAUCCCCACUCCCAGAGAAGGCACAGGAUUCUACAACGAUGUGUAAAGUAUACAUCUCUUUUAGCUAACCCUUUUUAUUUUUCUAGCUUUGUGCUUAUAAGUUCUGUUUUAUGAGUCUCUGAAUUCCAAAUUGAUUUAUUAAUUUAUCCCUCUGUUAGUGUUCGCAAUUUUAGAUAUGCAUGUAGUAAGUCUAGUCAUAAUUCCAAUAACUUUUCCCUUUACCUUUUUUAUGUUGCCAUAAUUGUGGGUGCAUACUUAUGCUGCUUUUUUUGCUUGAGUGGGAUCAGCAAUUAACUUAAAACGUUCUGCACUUUAUGUUGUAUGUUUGUCCAAGUGUUAGAAACAGUUGUUUCAUAUAGAUUGCCUCUGAUUUCCCUUAGCAACAAAAGCGUUCUGUGUACCUAUAAAUGAAAACCAUACUGUGAUAUUUUUUUUUGUUUACAAAUAGUUACAAGUAAUCUUUAUUAUUUUAGUAUAACCACAAGUUGUUCAUUACGUAUCUUCGCAUGUCUACCCGCGACGAGGUGAUGGCAUUGUAAGAAUACGUUAUGUUCGCCGACAUACAUAUUUUAACAUUGUGUAAUGCAAUUUUAGUUGGCGAGAGCUCGUGUUCCUGCGUCUCUUCGGCAAUGGUGGUAAGUUUCGAGUAACUUUAUAAUAGUGCAUUUGUAGUGCUCUGGACACGUUACAAGUUUACAACACUACGGGACCCCCAAGCUCUGGUAAAGUGUUUUGUGUUACGUUCAAUAUAUCAACUUUAUACAUACUAUUAUUUUUUUCUAUAUUAUUGAUUUUAAAAACAUUGUACACAUGUAAAAAGUUAUUAAUAAAUGAUAAUAUUUAAAAUAUUGUA